CAGACUCUCUCGGACCUCCUCGCACAGAAAGUCCGCUAUGGCACCAGGGGGAAGAGAGGGAGCAGGAAAAAAAGGAAAAGAUUUGACAACAUGGCGCAGUUUCCCUGAGCAAAGUUUCCCCUGAACGACCCGCGGCUGCGCUCGGUUCGCCGCCUUCUCCUCGCGGUUCGUCGUCUGCGCCGCGACGUGGACGUGUGCUCUCUGGCGACACUCGGAGCAAACAGUGGAUGACAAACAACGAGUCCCCGAGGAGGGUGGUGGGAUGAGAGCGGCGAGAAGAAGCACAAACCGCAGCAGGCAGACAGGAUGGAGAAGCCAGCGCCUCUCAAAGGAAAGUUUUCAAUCUUCAGCUCUCGGGCAGCGGGCAGACCGAUGCUGUGUCUUGUUGGGGACGACGUGGCCGCGUAUGGUCUCAGCAAAGCAGAGUUCAUGGAGAAAGUGCAGCAGAGCAAUGAGGCGUGUCAGCGCGGUGACUUUGAGGCGGCCGUUCAUUUGUACAGCGAGGCCCUGCGAGCCGACCCACAGAACUGCAUCCUGUACAGUAACCGUUCGGCAGCUCUUCUCAAAAUGGGACAACACCAAGUGGCUCUGGAGGAUGCUGAAAAGGCUUGUGAGCUUAAUCCCAAGUGGCCCAAGACUCAGUGUUGGUGUAUAGCCUGA
This is a messenger RNA of Platichthys flesus (European flounder), 660 nucleotides long. RefSeq names its product tetratricopeptide repeat protein 28-like. The coding region runs from base 307 to 660 and encodes 117 amino acids. The record is from RefSeq and is a predicted model, not a curated record. Gene Ontology annotation, molecular function: Hsp90 protein binding. NCBI's taxonomy places the organism in Eukaryota, Metazoa, Chordata, Actinopteri, Pleuronectiformes, Pleuronectidae. The transcript has 3 exons.